GAGAGAGAGGGAGGUAGAGAGAGAGAUAGGUAAGUCCAAUCAGGUUAGUCGUUCAGAUGGAUAGUGUACCGCUCCUCUCCUAGGCUCCACGUUGACGUCUCAGUCUCCUACACUCGUUCGCUUCAAUCCCUUCAUCUUCUAUUCUUCAAUCAUGGAUCCCUCACCUUCUUCACAUCCGGACCCCUGAUACUCACACAGGAACUCAGACUGAGACCAGCUUUUCUUAAAGGAUUAUCUUUCUCUUAAAGGAUUUUGGAAAUCUCUGGAGAGGAUCAUUCUUCUUACUUGGGCUGCAAUAUGGUAACAUACCUUCUCUCCCUCCUCCUGGAAGCGAUGGUCUGGGAUGGGGCUUUCUGUUCCCUGGGGGAGGGCAGGAGGCAGUGGCAGCAGCCCUCCACCCCAGAGCCCUUCAACCAGAGCCAGUCCUUUCUCCACGGGACUUUCCCUCCAGGGUUCCUCUGGGGCACGGGGACCUCCGCCUUCCAGACUGAGGGGGCCUCGGACCGGGACGGGAAAGGCCCCUCAAUCUGGGACCACUUCACCCACACAGCACCCCACCGAGGUGUCGGAGGUGUCGCAGACACAGCCAGUGACAGCUACACCCAAUGGGAGGAGGAUGUUGAGGCGCUGGGGUACCUCGGGAUGCACUCCUACGCCUUCUCCCUCUCCUGGCCCCGAAUCUUCCCUGACGGGGUUGCCACUAGUCAGCCCAAUAUGGUGGCUGUGGAGCACUAUGGGAGACUGCUCGACAGGCUGAGAGAGAGAGGCAUUGAGCCGGUGGUCACCCUGUUUCACUGGGACCUUCCCCAGGCCCUGCAGGAGCACUACGGGGGCUGGAAGAAUGACACCCUGGUGGGGUUGUUUGACGUGUACGCUGCCUUCUGUUUCCGGACAUACGGGGGACGUGUGAGGUACUGGAUAACCAUGCACAACCCAUACCUGGUGGCUGUCCAGGGGUACGGGACAGGAGUGCACGCGCCUGGAGAGACAGGGGACUCCACCGCCCCCUUCAUCGUGGCCCACAACCUCAUCAGGGCGCAUGCCAAAGCGUGGCACACAUAUAACACCCACUUCCGCCCGACUCAGAAGGGUCAGGUGUCCCUCGUCCUGGGUUCCCAUUGGAUGGUGCCUCAUAGAGGCCAAACCACACCAGCCAAUGUCGAGCUCUGCCAGCAGUCCAUGGAGGCGGUGCUUGGCUGGUUCGCCAAUCCCAUCUUCAGGGACGGUGACUACCCAGCCUCCAUGAGAUCCACUCAUAGGGGGCUCCUGCCUGAGUUCACCCCAGAGGAGAAGCUCUGGGUGCAGGGAACGGCUGACUUCUUUGCCCUGUCCUUUGGGCCUAACAACCUGCGUCUGGGCCGGAGCCUGGCCCACUAUGGGCAGACGGUGUUCCCAGAUCUGAGGCGGGUGCUGGGCUGGGUGCGGCUGGAGUACGGGGACCUUCCAGUGCUGGUGGCAGAGGGGGGCUGGUUCUCAGAUGCAGCUGUGGAGAGGGAGGAUACAGUCGCUAUCUACCUGAUGAAGAGGUUCAUUAACCAGGUGCUGCAAGCGAUUGUGUUUGACGGUGUCAGAGUGUUUGGCUACACAGCCUGGUCUCUGGUGGAUGGUUUUGAGUGGAACUAUGGCUACAGUGUGAGACGAGGUCUGUUCUAUGUAGACUUCAGCCAGGCCAACAGAACCAGGGUCCCGAAGACCACCGCUCAGUUCUACAGGCAGGUCGUCAAGGACAACGGUUUCCCUGGUAAUGAGACCACCAGAGAGGUCAAAGGGCGUUUCCCAUGUGACUUCCACUGGGGAGUGGCCGCCUCCACCCUACAGGUAAAUUUCCAUCCCUACUCCCCUCAAUUCAUGGACCCCCACCUGUACAGCUGGAACCUGACAGGGGACGGGGCGCUGCGUCCUGUCCAAGGGGUCAAGCUCCACACCAGGAUGCCGCAGUGCACUGACUACCUGGCCAUCCGAGUUCACCUGGGCAUCUUUGAGUCCACAGGGGCAUCUCACUACCGCUUCGCUCUCAACUGGUCCCUCAUCCUGCCCCAUGGAGAUCUGUCUAAUGUGGACACAGAGGCCCUGAGAUACUAUCGCUGUCUCCUCACUGAGCUCCACAAGCAGGGCCUGGAGGCUAUGGUCACCCUCUACUACCCCACUAACAGAGUCCCUCUGCUGGGCUUGCCUGGCCCACUGCAUGGCUCUGGAGGCUGGCUGAACGGGAGCACAGUGGAGGCCUUCCAGAGCUAUGCAGCCCUCUGCUACAGGGAGCUGGGGCCCUGGGUCAGCUACUGGAUCACCAUCAAUGAGCCCAACAGACUGGUGGAUGCCUACAAGAGCGGAGAGGAGCAGCAUCUGGCAGCCCAUAACCUCCUCCUGGCCCACGCUAAGGUCUGGAGGCUCUAUGAGAGGGAGUAUCUCAGCCAACAGGGAGGACUGGUGUCCCUGGCCCUGCACGCAGACUGGGCAGAACCCGCCAAUCCCUUCCUGGAGUCACAUGCAACCGCCACUCAGAGAUUCCUGUUGUUUGAGCUGGGUCGUUUCCUAGACCCACUACUAGGGGGCAGAGAGGGGGAGGGCAAGAGUGGCAUGUACCCUCCAGAGGUGAGGAGAUACUUGGAGGAGAGGGCGAGGGUGAUGGGCCUCCCUGGAUCCCCACUACCGCACUUCACCGACCGGGAAAGAGAAGAGCUACGAGGGGCGCUGGGCUUCAUCGCACUGAACCACUUCACCACGCGUCUCGUGUCACCACGCCCCUAUUCUCCUCAGACUGCCCCACCUAAACCCCAGCAACCUCAACCUCCAGACCAUGACUGCCUGCUGAUGUCUGACCCCACCUGGGCCUCCUCUGGCCUGGGGCAGGCGGUGGUCCCCUGGGGCCUCCGGAGGGUGCUGCACUGGGUGAAGGAGCGGUAUGGAGGGGGUCUGCCGGUUGUAGUCACAGCCAGCGGGGUUGACGAUCAGGCCCCACUAAAGGAUCUUCUCAGGCAGCACUACAUCAAGAGCUACCUGGAGGAGGCCCUCAGAGCUCGUCAGUUGGAUGGAGUCAACCUAAAGGGCUUCUACAUCUGGAAGCUGCAGGAUCGACACGCCCCUCAGUUCGGCCUCAUCACCUCUUUCCAGCACCAGUCCCAACCCAAAGCCUCCAUCGCAACCUACCGAGAGAUCAUUGACCGCAGCGGUUUCCCUGGCAACAACGUCACAUCUUCCUGUAGGGACAGCAACCACAGGACGGUGUGUUCCAUCUGCGCUCACAUCUCAGAGAACAAACCACUACUGUUCUUUGCUUCAUGUCUCCUCAUCACGCUAGCUGUGCUGGUGGCAGUCAUCAUCGUCAUCGUCAGGAGGAAGAGGACUAGGAGGAGGAGGGUGGGGGUGCCGGUGUGUCCUGUCCCAUUGGGGAUGAAGUGUCAGCUGUGGGAGAGAGUGGCCCUGCAGCGUGUAACGGAUAGGAUCCACGUGGUCCGCCGCUAGGGGUUUGGUCCUGUUGUAGUGGUUCUUAGGGACAGGUCUAGGAUCAUCCUACCCCCCCAAAUCCUAACUUCAUUCUACUCCACAAGCCCACUGGGACUGUGCUCAACACAGCGGGAUCAGCGAGGGCCAAGUGGUCAUCUUUACCAACACCAAGUGACUAAUAGAGUUUCUCUGUCUGAGCCCUAGAGAUCCCACAUAUUGAAAAACAAUGUAUCUCCAAUGAAUACAAUUGACAGUUUGUAAACUAUCACAGACAUGAAUAUGAUGUAGCCAUGAGACUGUUUUGUUUUUUCAAUGACAGCGGUUGGUUAUAAUUUGAGACCCUUCUAUGAAUGCUGCUAUUGUGAUGGACUGAUCGUGUGGGCCAACAAUUGACUGGCCUGUAUGACUUGUUAGUGUGCAUCACUCUGUGUCCUGAUCUCAUAUCUUUGUAUACUUGUAAUCAUAGGGAGUCUGGACUGAUGGUAGAAGUAUUUUUCUCUCUGGGCUCCAGAGAAAUGUUAUCUACUGAUGGCCAACUCAAGCACUUGUUCAGUUUUUUAGUGAAGAUGAUGUGCAAUGUCCUUGUAAAUACAUUCUGUCAAUGAAACCAUAAUAAUUUGCUAUAUAUGAAAUUCAAUAAAAUACAAGUGUAUGUUGCAGCUUU
This is a messenger RNA of Coregonus clupeaformis (lake whitefish), 4108 nucleotides long. RefSeq names its product klotho beta (gene klb). NCBI's taxonomy places the organism in Eukaryota, Metazoa, Chordata, Actinopteri, Salmoniformes, Salmonidae. Bases 298 to 3462 code for a protein of 1054 amino acids. The record is from RefSeq and is a predicted model, not a curated record. Gene Ontology annotation, molecular function: hydrolase activity, hydrolyzing O-glycosyl compounds; fibroblast growth factor binding; fibroblast growth factor receptor binding. Gene Ontology annotation, biological process: fibroblast growth factor receptor signaling pathway; carbohydrate metabolic process. The transcript is spliced from 6 exons.